UUUGCACUUCAAGCUCAAAGUAUACUGGAGACUAUCUGUAUUGUACAGUAGAUCAGGACCAGGCUGUGUGUGCAGCUCACAUUAACCAUUAAUGCCAUUCAUGCUAGAAUGCUAGCUGUUUGUUUUCUUUUCUAUUACCUUUUUCUUACCUCUCCCAGUGCAUAGUCUGAUGUGGCAGUGCCUCAGGGUGUUCUAGGCGUGUUUGGGUGGAUGAAAAUGCUGCCAUGUCACAUACGCAGGCCUUGCUGAGUGAGUGAAUAGGAGUGACACUCCUGCUGUUUGUCUGGUUAAUUGUGCAUGGUCCACAUGGACAUGACAGCAUCAUCACUUCUUGAGGACUCAUGGAUACAUGUUAGGUGGUUCGUGCAUGCUGCUUUCCAGCGCAGGUUAAUCUGAUGUUGGUCGGGUAAUGACAUAGAAAGCCAUUCCUGAACUGAGAGCCAGAGGAGGCCAGGCUGGACUGAUGACGAGCAUGACUUUGAGCCAAUCCGCAGAUGCAUGCACGCUCACAGAGUCCACCUGAGCGCCAGCCUCCCUCCCUGCUUCCUGGCUUUGAAUCAGCCUGUCGGAGGGCUAGUGGAGGCGGGGCUUAGUUGGACCCCGCCCCGUGCUGACCCUCUGAGUGAGACUGGCGCCCCCCAAUGGAUCAGGGUGGUAGCGAGCAACCUGGCGUGGAGGAGCCAGACUCUGGGGGUCGAGCGGAGCCGGAGGUGAGCAGGAGGGCUUCAGAGCCUGAGCACGGCCUGUCCAAAAUUACCCACAAUGCCUUGGAGAACAUGGGCGCGCUGGGCCAAGGCCUGAAGCAGCUCUUCCAGCCUCAGCGGCGACGCUCGUCCGUCUCGCCACACGAUGCCGCUGCCUCCGCCUCCUCCUACGCCGCAGGGGGCCCCACACCUGAGGCCACAGAGGCGGGGCCAGAGUUGGGCGGGGAAGCGCCCACCCCCAGCGCCGCCCCCUCCGACUCUGACCCCCACGCUUCCGCCCCUCCUGCAGCUCUGAGCCGCGUGCUGCAGCAGAUCCGAGGUGCCCCCCCCAUGAUGAAGAGAGGGACCAGCCUGCAGAGUCGCCGCAGCAAGGCCGGGGGGGGCGGGGAGGCCCCCCAGAAAGGCAGCCCGCAGAUCCACAGGCGCAGCACCCAGGAGGUCUUGCUGCAGGCCGGACGCCCUCGCUCGUCCUCCACCACGGACACACCCAGCAGUCCUGCUCUGGCCGACAUGCUGCUGAUCGCCGGGUACCAGUCCACUGAGGAAGCGGAGCGGGUGGAUCGUCUGGAGGUUUAUGCCCCAGCCAUCUCGCCCAACGCUUUAUCCAGCAGUUCAGAUGGCGGCCCGUACGGCAUGGACUCGGUGGACGGCACGCCGGAUCCUCAACGGACCAAGCAGGCCAUCGCUCAGCUUCAGCAGAAGAUUCUUAAGCUUACGGAACAGAUCAAGAUCGAGCAGACCGCCCGCGAUGACAACGUGGCAGAAUACCUAAAGCUGGCCAACAACGCAGACAAGCAGCAGAGCGCACGCAUCAAGCAGGUGUUUGAGAAGAAGAACCAGAAAUCAGCUCAGACCAUCCAGCAGCUGCAGAGGAAGCUGGAGCACUAUCACCGCAAACUUAGGGAGGUGGAGCAUAACGGGAUACCAAGGCAGCCCAAAGAUGUACUACGGGACAUGCACCAGGGUUUGAAGGACGUGGGUGCCAAGGUGACCGGUGGCCUUUCCACCAUCUCCCAGGCCACUCACACAGCAGCGGGCGCUGUAGUUUCCAAGCCUCGUGAGUUCGCCUCGCUCAUCCGGAACAAAUUCGGCAGUGCGGACAACAUCUCUGCCUUGAAGGACUCACUGGACGAGACUCAGGGUGAUGAGACCAUAUCUGGGCCUGGUCCAUCAGGAGCUAGGGUCUUAGCAUCCGGGCAGCUACAGUCCAGUCCCAAGUACGGCAGUGAGGACGACUGCUCCAGCGCCACAUCAGGCUCAGCAGGGGCCAACAGCACCACAGGGGUCCCCGGAGGCCCCCCUAGCUCCAAAGGAAAUACGUUGGAGCACGGCCAAAGCUCAGGCUUCGAUGCACUGUUUCACGAAAUUCAAGAGCUGAGAGAGAACCAGAGCAGACUGGAUGAGUCGUUUGAAAGCUUGAAGACCCACUAUCAAAAAGACUACACCGUCAUCAUGCAGGUGCUGCAGGAAGAACGAUACAGGUGUGAACGUCUAGAAGAACAGUUGAAUGAUCUUACAGAACUCCAUCAGAAUGAAAUUUUAAACUUGAAGCAGGAGUUGGCCAGCAUGGAGGAAAAAAUUGCAUACCAAUCUUAUGAACGGGCAAGAGAUAUACAGGAAGCACUGGAGGCAUGCCAAACACGUAUCUCAAAGAUGGAGCUGCAGCAGCAGCAGCAGCAGGUGGUGCAGUUGGAGGGCUUGGAGAACGCCACAGCACGCACUUUACUCGGCAAGCUCAUCAACGUGCUGCUUGCCGUCAUGGCUGUCCUCCUGGUGUUCGUCUCCACCGUGGCGAACUGCGUGGUCCCGCUGAUGAAGACGCGCAGCCGCACGCUGUCCACCCUCCUCCUAGUCAUCUUCCUGGCAUUCCUGUGGCGAAACUGGGAGAUCUUGUCGCAGUAUCUGGACCGAUUCCUGCUGCACCCGAGAUGACCUGAAGGGGAGACUCUGGCUUGAUGAAUGAACAGAAGAACAGGGCACAAUGAAGGGGGCGGAGACUAGUGCACUGCCUCAGCGCUGCUUCUGAGCUCGGAGGGGUGGGGCUCAGUGGAGACCGAUGUGAAGGGAGAUUUCUUAAAUUUUUUGUUGCUCUAGUUUUUUUUAUUUUUUCCGUUAUUUUCUUACUCAACGAGUGAAUUUGUUUACAUUUGGUAAAAACCUGUUUUUUUCACCAAGGGAAGAAAAUUAAUACGAGUGUAUUUUUUUUUCUUAUUUCGUUUCUAUUCUUCUUUUCUAUUCCUCUUUUCUUUCCAUUUGUUGUUGAAAGUGAUGCAAGUUGUGUUGCUUGGUGUCCUUGUGAUUAUUGUUGGAAUAUACAUUUAUGCAAAUAACUGGGAUCUGAAUUUGCAACAGCGUAUUUACAUCGUACCGAGUGGUUUGAAUGCAAACGGGACAUUAUCAUAACGUCAUCAGCAUAUAACGUUCUUCACUGUCACCACUGGCCUAUUUCCUUCAUUUAAAAUCGACUCAUGCUUUAUUCUCUUCUUUCCUUAACGAUUUUUCCUUUCUUUCUCAUGACGCAUAUCUCCCACCUCUAUCUUUCACUUUCUGUCUCUCUCUUUCUCUCUCUCUCUCUCUCUCUCUUGCUCUUUCUCUGUUUCCGCACCUCUUCAUGCUCUUCGUGUCAUACGAUCCUUUGCUGCUGACAGGACUUCUGCAUAGUCAUCACUGGACGAACAACAAACAGAUCCAGAUCCACUGAACAGUUGAGUUCAGUUGGUGCACAACAUGGAAUCGGACGUGUGAUUAGAUGGGCCUUACUGGGCUGGGCUGCAGAAUGGGAUCCAGGCCGCCUCGCCUCCUCAUCUCCAGCCCUGCGUCCCGUGCCCAACCCCCCUUUGGCCUGCUCUGAUGGAGGCCCCGCCUCCCUUUCAUGAACUAAACGAACAUACUUGAAGAGCUAGAAAAGCUCAAAGACUCUCAGUGCUUCCGUACUGUUUCUUAUAGCGACAAUGAAAUAGUUCUUUUUAGUUUUUAUUUUUUAUUUUUUAAACUAAAUGAAUAAACGGGCUGUUUUAAAAGUGAA
This is a messenger RNA of Astyanax mexicanus (Mexican tetra), 3729 nucleotides long. RefSeq names its product transmembrane and coiled-coil domain family 1b (gene tmcc1b). The coding region runs from base 642 to 2636 and encodes 664 amino acids. NCBI's taxonomy places the organism in Eukaryota, Metazoa, Chordata, Actinopteri, Characiformes, Acestrorhamphidae. Gene Ontology annotation, cellular component: endomembrane system. The record is from RefSeq and is a predicted model, not a curated record. The transcript has 7 exons.